CAGCGCUCAGUCGCUAAAUCAUAUCGCUGGCAGUUGGCGCCUCGAGUACUCCUUAAUGACGAUGCGAAUGGGAUUGCUACUCGCAGGCAGUGAGCGGCAACAACUAUAUGUCAGGCAGGAUGCCUGUUGAAAACGGCGGAAGGUUUACUGAGAAAAGUAAGCAGAUAUACUCUCUUAUGCUGGAGAUGCAGCAGAAAUCGAUGAAAACUCUCAGACUUGGUGUCCACUGGGACACCAUUCAGCUGCUCUGCCAACAGAUUCUUGUGGAAGGGUUCCUCAGCCUGAGACUCUUCAAAAGCUCGAAAGACGAGAUUCUGCGAUGUGGAAUUAGCUCAGUCUUUGUCCCUCACGGAGUCGGACAUUUGCUUGGGAUGGACGUGCACGAUGUCCAAGUAAACCAGUAGACAACACGACUAUUCCACAAGACAAUGUCGGCCACCCCGGUUUGUACACCUAUAUGCGGUUCCAGUUGCCUCUCGCAGAGGGCAGGGUGUGACUGUUGAGCUGGAGGUCUGCUUCCACAAACAUCGAAAGAAAAUCGCUAUCAUUGAAUUAAUCCUGAAUGUCCA
Messenger RNA from Suillus paluster, 569 nucleotides. RefSeq names its product peptidase M24, structural domain-containing protein. The record is from RefSeq and is a predicted model, not a curated record. The transcript is spliced from 4 exons. Gene Ontology annotation, molecular function: peptidase activity. The coding region runs from base 108 to 404 and encodes 98 amino acids. NCBI's taxonomy places the organism in Eukaryota, Fungi, Basidiomycota, Agaricomycetes, Boletales, Suillaceae.